Messenger RNA from Mytilinidion resinicola, 1521 nucleotides. RefSeq lists its product as uncharacterized. Lineage: Eukaryota; Fungi; Ascomycota; Dothideomycetes; Mytilinidiales; Mytilinidiaceae. The record is from RefSeq and is a predicted model, not a curated record. The transcript is spliced from 2 exons. Gene Ontology annotation, cellular component: plasma membrane. Bases 1 to 1521 code for a protein of 506 amino acids. Gene Ontology annotation, biological process: protein localization to plasma membrane.
AUGGCGCUCAUCCCAUGGUAUCAUGUCGCUGAGGCGAACGAGUACCUCGUCGUCACUGGCGCAGGUAUCGACAAAGUCUUGAUCAAGAAGAAGGCAUGGGUUAAACCCUUCCAACGAGUGUCCAAAAUCUCCCUCACGCCGUUCGACUUCAACAUCACUCUCCAGGCUAUGACUGUCGAGAAGCUCAAGUUUUCCCUACCUGCGACCUUUACUAUCGGACCCGACGAUGCGUCCGAGUCUCUACAGAAGUAUGCCGUGCUUCUUACCGGCGAGUCCGAUGGAAGCGCACCGAUCGCUGCAGGAAAAGGCGCCGUCGCCGCUGGCCGCAAUCAUGUACAGGACAUCGUCAAAGGCGUCAUCGAGGGCGAGACUCGCUCGAUCGUCUCAACGAUGACGAUGGAGGAGCUCUUUCGCGAGCGCCAGGUGUUCAAGGGCAAGGUCAUCCAGGGAGUCCAAUCCGAGCUCGACCAAUUCGGACUUCGAAUCUACAACGCAAACGUCAAAGAGCUACAGGACACACCUGGAUCCGAGUACUUCACCUCACUGUCUCGGAAAGCCCACGAAGGAGCCCUGAACCAGGCGAAGGUUGAUGUUGCCGACGCACGCAUGCGUGGUGAAGUUGGCGAGGCAGAGAAGCAAGGCAAGACAAAGCAGGAGGUCGCAAAAAUCCAUGCGGCAACUGCAGUCCUUGAAACCGAGCGCAAGGGUGAAAAGGCACUGGCAGACGCUAAACUCACCGACAAGGAGAUCAAGAUCGAGAAAGAGCUUAACCUUGCGCGUAUUGAAGCUAAGCGCGCCGCCGAGCAGCGUGAUACGGAGCUUAACACGGACGUCGAGAAGAAGCGCGCGGCCAUGGAACUGGAGCGUCUCCGAGCAACUACCGUCACAGCUGCCAAGAUCGCGAAGGAGUCUGAACAGCAAAAGGCGGACGCAAGGCUAUACGCCCAGCAACAGCAGGCCGAGGGUCAGAAGUUUGCAGAACAGGCCGACGCCGAAGCUGCGGCAUACCGACGCUUGAAGGACGCAGAGGCAAAUUUUCAGGCCCGCGAGCGUGAAGCCGAAGCUGCAUAUGUUGUCGCAAAGCGGGCUGCUGAAGCUGACUACUUCCGCCACGAGCGGGAUGCCGAGGCGGCUCUCUUGUCCAGACAGCGUGAAGCCCAAGGUCUGUCUGCUAUGGCGAAAGCCUAUGGAGAUAUGAGCAAUGUCCUCGGGGGUCCUCAAGGUCUUAUGCAGUAUCUCAUGCUGCAAAACGAUACGUACGAGAAGCUGGCGAACGCCAACGCCAAUGCUAUCCGUGGUCUGGCACCUAAGAUCAACGUUUGGAACACUGGAGCCCAAGGAGAAGGUUCUGCGGCAGAUCCCACAGCACCCAUCAGGAACCUCUUCCAGAGCUUACCACCACUCCUGAGCACGAUAAAUGACCAGACUGGCAUUCAGCCACCUUCGUGGCUGGCACAGAUGCCCCAAGAGCAACAGCAGAUCGUGAAGCAGGGUCCGAAUGGUGUCAAUGGGGCCAAGUAG